Messenger RNA from Telopea speciosissima, 1568 nucleotides. Its product is annotated as glutamic acid-rich protein-like. Lineage: Eukaryota; Viridiplantae; Streptophyta; Magnoliopsida; Proteales; Proteaceae. The transcript is spliced from 3 exons. The coding region runs from base 245 to 1531 and encodes 428 amino acids. The record is from RefSeq and is a predicted model, not a curated record.
ACUUUCGGAGCUGUCCUCUGUUCUGGAAUUCGUAACCCUAGGUUUCGUAUACGCUGCAGGGUUUCUUUGCAGGCCUCGACCUUAAACAUAUCUUUGGUGUAUUUCGAGAUCGGAUCGCAAUAUUGAGCAUUAAACCCUAGAUUUUGUGAUUAGUGGUGACUGUUUGCGUAGGUUGGAGAUCUAUUGGGUUGUAGCAGACGAUCUCUGGUUUUGGUUAUUUACCGUGUUGAUCUCCUUGUCAAGGAUGUCUAGAUGCUUUCCUUAUCCUCCUCCGGGAUAUGAGAGAAAGAGUGGUGGCCUGGACGAAGCCCUGAUUAAUUCGAUUAAGCUCCAGAAAAAAAUAGAGAAGGCCAAAAAGGAAAAGAAGAAAGAGAAGAAGAGGGAGAAGAAAGAGAAGGAGAGAGAGAGGGAUAAAGCCAGGGAGAACAGAGGUGUUGACGAUAAAAAACAGAAACAUGAGAAGAAGCACAAGAAUGAAAGGGGCAAGGUAGAACAUGGGGUAGGAGAUCAUCCGAAAAGAAUAGAAGAGGAAGCUGAACAAUUGGAGAAAAGCAGCCUCACUGAAGAACAUGGGCAGCCUAUCAGUUCCCAGAACUUGUAUGACUCUACUGACAGCACCCAGAACAGCCACAAGAGGAAAAGGCAUAGCUCGCCAUCUGAUGGCAGCCAUUCUAAUCAUGGGAGCAUUUUUCGCAUCCGUUUGAAGCAGAAGGAUCAGGAAAUACUCCCCAGCAAAGAGCUGCCCCGUCCAAAUUCUGUCAGGGCUGAUCACAUUUUGCAAGGGAAGUGUGAAAUUCCUCAGAGACUUGGUGAAGAGAAGCAUUGUUCUACCUCCGGAAGGGAGCAGCAAUUUUCUACUUCUGGAAGGACUCCCAUUGGUAGGCUAGAGAGUUUGAAACAGAAGGAUAAAGAAAUACUCAGCAACCAGAAGUUGCCCCGAUCAAAUUUGCAUGGAAAGUAUGAAAUUUGUCCAAAAAUUAGUGAAGUGCAGCAUUGCUCUACCUCAAGGACUACUACUAUUGUGCAAGAGAGUUUGAAACAGAAGGAUAAAGAAAUACUCAGCAACCAGGAGUUGCCCCGAUCAAAUUUGCAUGGAAAGUAUGAAAUUUGUCCAAAAAUUAGUGAAGUGCAGCAUUGCUCUACCUCAAGGACUACUACUGUUGUGCAAGAGAGAUUUGCAAACGAUCCAAAGCCCAGUGAAGAGCAGAUUUGUUCUACCUCAGGAAGAACAGAUGUACAAGCUCCGGAGAUUGUGGAAAGUGCUCGUAAAUCUGGCAGUAAACUAAAGAAGAUAGAAUCUCUAUAUAGAGAUUUGAUUGAAAACUGGGUUCCACCUCCUAUUGAGAAUAAUGGUACUGAUUUCGAUGAUCAAGAAUGGCUCUUUGAGACAGUCUCUAAAUCAGAGUCUGAGCCAAAAAGAUUUAAACCAAGCAAUGACGGAGUAUGUGAAGGAAGCACUAGUAUCUGGCCACAAGCCUGUUACUUGCCUGAGGCUGAUAUCUAUGUGUUGCCAUAUGCAGUUCCUUUCUGAGUCUAGUUCUCUCUGAAAGCUGUUCACAUAGGCAUUG